Echinops telfairi (small Madagascar hedgehog) is the source of this 4053-nucleotide messenger RNA. It is a transcript of the gene USP8, whose product is annotated as ubiquitin specific peptidase 8. Gene Ontology annotation, molecular function: cysteine-type deubiquitinase activity. The transcript has 19 exons. The record is from RefSeq and is a predicted model, not a curated record. Bases 155 to 3427 code for a protein of 1090 amino acids. Gene Ontology annotation, cellular component: extrinsic component of plasma membrane; extrinsic component of endosome membrane; cytosol. Gene Ontology annotation, biological process: protein K48-linked deubiquitination; protein K63-linked deubiquitination; endosome organization. Lineage: Eukaryota; Metazoa; Chordata; Mammalia; Afrosoricida; Tenrecidae.
CUGAGCUGCCUUCCGUCGGGACAGCGAAGACUGAUUUCUCCCUCGGGCUGGGGGACAUGGGCCUUUGGCUGGGAGGCCGGCCUAGGGGAGGCGCACCCGGCACCACGGAAUGAACUGCUUUUCAUGAAAUACCGUACAGUCAAGAUUAUCCAUCAUGCCUGCCGUGACUUCAGUUCCUAAAGAACUCUACCUCAGUUCUUCACUCAAAGACCUCAAUCUGAAGACAGAAGUGAAAGCGGAGAAAAUGAGCACUAAGAAUUAUGUCCAGAGUGCUCUGAAGAUCUUCAAGGCAGCAGAAGAAAGUAGAUUAGAUCGUGAUGAGGAAAAAGCCUAUGUACUGUAUAUGAAAUAUGUGGCUGUUUAUAAUAUUAUCAGAAAAAGGCAGGAUUUCAAGCACCAGCAGGAGUACUUUCAUUCAAUUCUUGGAACUUCCAACCUCAGGAAAGCUGUUGAAGAAGCUGAAAGACUCUCGGAAAGCCUUAAACUCAGAUACGAAGAAGCUGAGGUUCGGAAACAACUUGAAGAAAAGGACCGACAGGAGGCAGAGCAGCUGCAGCAGCAGAAAAGGCAGGAGGCAGGGAGAGAGGACGGUGGUGCGGCAGCUCGCAGCUCUUUGCAGAAGGCACUGGAUCCCAAAGACAAAAACAAGGCGAAUCCCUCCUGUGAGGUCAAUGGUGAAGUAAGUGGGAAAAGUGAGACCAGAGAGAGUGGGGCCAUCACGGCAAAGGAGCUGUACACAAUGAUGAUGGAUAAAAGCAUCAGCCUGAUUAUAAUGGACGCUCGCAGGUGGCAGGAUUAUCAGGACUCCCAUAUUUUAAAUUCUCUCAGUGUUCCCGAAGAAGCCGUCAGUCCAGGAAACACUGCUAAUCGGAUUGAAGAAAACCUUUCAGAUGAUUCUAAAACCACAUGGAAGAUGAGGGGGAAUGUGGAUUAUGUGGUACUUCAUGACUGGUUUAGUUCUUCAAAAGAUUUACAGAUUGGAACAACCCUACGGAGUCUGAAAGAUGCGCUUUUCAAGUGGGAGAGUAAGACUGUCCUGCGCAGCCAGCCGUUGGUGUUAGAGGGAGGCUAUGAGAACUGGCUGCUCUGCUACCCUCAGUGCACCACAAAUGCAAAAGUCACCCCGCCAGCGCGAGGCAGAAACGAGGAGGUGUUUGUCUCAUUGGAUUUUACUUACCCCUCGCUGGAAGAACCUAAGCGUCCUGCCCAGACACCUCCUCCUCCUACACAAGUAACUGAAAAUAAAGAACCGAAAACUGAUCAAGAUGAGAGAAAGGGACCCCUUGGUACACUGACUCCAGUAGAACCAGGCGCUACUUCCAGAUCUGCUGUGUCAUCUACAAUUCAGCCCGCAACUCUUAUAACGAGUGUUCCACAGAUUGAUCGUACUAAAAAACCACUAGUAAAACCACCAGAUGAUCUUAAUAUAAAAUCUGAACGUGCAGACCAGGAGCAGCAGUCUCCUCAGGACGGGAAAGGCGUUCCCGAUCGUUCCACUAAGCCCGCAUUCACUCCAGCAACUGCUCUGCUGACAGACGAAGAGAAGGCUCGCGUUCACGCAGAAACGGCUCUUCUGAUGGAGAAAAACAAGCAGGAGAAGGAGCUCCGAGAACGGCAACGGGAAGAACAAAAAGAGAAACUGAGGAGUGAAGAGCAAGAACAAAAAGCAAGAAUGCAACAAGCCGAAGAAAAGGAAGUGUUAGAAAAGGAACAGAAGCGAAAAGAAGAGACAGAAAAGCGAGAAAGGGAGCAGGCCAAGAAAGAAGAGCGAGAACCCUCAGGAACGGGCAGCAAAGAAAUAACCGGCGGGAAGAGACAAAGUAAAAGUGAGCAUGAGACGGCCGAUGCCAGGAAGCCCAUGGAAGACAGAGGGAAGGGGUGUCCAACCCCAGACGCACAGAGAAGGUCAACAGGAGGCGUGCCCCAGGCGCCUGCGGCCGAAGACUCCAGUCCGGGCAAGGCUCAGCGAGAACCUUUGACAAGAGCUCGAAGUGAAGAAAUGGGGCGGAUUGUGCCAGGCUUGCCUUCAGGCUGGGCCAAGUUUCUUGACUCAGUCACCGGAACCUUUCGUUACUAUCAUUCACCCACGAACACUGUUCAUAUGUACCCACCGGAAAUGGCUCCCUCCUCGUCACCCGCUUCCACGCCUCCAACUCACAAAGCCAAGCCGCAGGCCCCUGCCGAGCGGGAGCAGGAGCCUUCCAAGCUGAAGCGCUCCUACUCCUCCCCGGAUAUAACCCAGGCACUCCAAGAGGAAGAGAGGAGGAAACUAACAGUAACGCCCACAGUUAAUCGGGAAAACAAGCCAGUAUGCUACCCUAAAGCCGAAAUCUCCAGGCUCUCUGCUUCUCAGAUCCGCAAUCUCAAUCCUGUUUUUGGAGGGUCUGGACCAGCUCUCACUGGGCUUCGUAAUUUGGGGAAUACAUGUUACAUGAACUCAGUAUUGCAGUGCCUGUGUAAUGCUCCACAUUUGGCCGAUUACUUCAAUCGAAACCUGUAUCAGGAUGAUAUCAACAGGUCGAAUUUGCUGGGCCAUAAAGGCGAAGUGGCCGAAGAGUUUGGUAUCAUUAUGAAAGCCCUGUGGACGGGACAGUAUAGGUAUGUCAGUCCGAAGGACUUUAAGAUCACCAUCGGGAAGAUCAACGACCAGUUUGCGGGAUUCAGCCAGCAAGACUCACAAGAACUCCUGCUGUUCCUAAUGGACGGUCUCCAUGAAGAUCUAAAUAAAGCCGACAACCGGAAGAGACACCGAGAAGAGAACAACGAUCACCUGGAUGACCUCCGAGCCGCCGAGCACGCCUGGCAGAAGCACAAGCAGCUCAAUGAGUCCAUUAUCGUCGCCCUUUUCCAGGGUCAGUUCAAGUCCACAGUGCAGUGCCUCACCUGUCAUAAAAAGUCCCGGACAUUCGAGGCGUUUAUGUAUUUGUCUCUGCCACUAGCGUCCACAAGCAAGUGUUCCCUGCAGGAUUGCCUUAGAUUAUUUUCCAAAGAAGAAAAACUCACAGAUAACAACAGAUUUUACUGCAGCCAUUGCCGAGCUCGACGGGACUCUCUGAAAAAGAUAGAGAUAUGGAAGCUGCCGCCUGUGCUGUUGGUGCAUCUGAAACGGUUUUCCUAUGAUGGCAGGUGGAAGCAGAAAUUACAGACGUCGGUGGACUUCCCAUUGGAACAUCUUGACUUGUCGCAGUAUGUUAUUGGUCCGAAGAACAGUCUGAAGAAAUAUAACCUGUUUUCUGUUUCAAACCACUACGGAGGCCUGGACGGAGGCCACUACACGGCCUACUGCAGAAACGCAGCCAGACAGCGGUGGUUUAAGUUUGACGAUCACGAAGUGUCUGACAUCUCUGUGUCCUCCGUGAAGUCCUCGGCAGCUUACAUCCUCUUUUACACUUCACUGGGACCACGAGCGGCCGACGCAGCCACUUAGAAGAGGCGGUGAGCUGGUUAUCUCUAAAAGGCCAGCCCCGGCGCUUCCGAUCUUACCCAGAUAACUGGGAAGCGAUGCUGGCCGGUUAGAAGGAUUCUAGGGCAGCAGGCGCUGUGUAGCUAUCACAUUUCAGGUCAGUGCUAAUAUCAAGAAAACUGACGAGUAACAGCUAGCAAGUAUUGCAGUAAACAACCCUUACAGGUACCAUUUAUCCGGAAACAACUUUUUUAGGAUGCUCCAAAGUUAAACAAUUACGUAGGUAAGCAUUAUUAUCCUCUUGGUCUAAAAACUGUAUCUCUGCGCUUUCCUUUCUACUGUGAUGGCCUUAUCCCGUUUCUGAAUCCCAGCUUGAUCAGUUGUGCGCCAGUGGAGGCUGUAAAGGAGACGGAGCGCGUGCGCGUCGAUAGUCAUUGCACACUUGCACGUCCCUCGACGUACACAGCACAGCGGGGCGGACCGCCGGGAAGUCCAGAGCGGCUUUGUGUUCCCUCCUUUCCUGACCGAUUCGGAGUCCCCGCAGUGCUCUCUUAGGGAGAUGGCAGGGCAAAGUUAUUUUUCUGUUGGCUUUGGGCUGUAUUUGUGCACUAAAUCUUUAUUCUAAAAAAUAAAAGGAAACUUUUCUUUAA